Messenger RNA from Xenopus laevis (African clawed frog), 2525 nucleotides. It is a transcript of the gene b4galt3l2.L, whose product is annotated as UDP-Gal:betaGlcNAc beta 1,4- galactosyltransferase, polypeptide 3 like 2 L homeolog. Gene Ontology annotation, cellular component: Golgi apparatus; Golgi cisterna membrane; Golgi membrane. Gene Ontology annotation, molecular function: galactosyltransferase activity; glycosyltransferase activity; N-acetyllactosamine synthase activity. NCBI's taxonomy places the organism in Eukaryota, Metazoa, Chordata, Amphibia, Anura, Pipidae. The transcript is spliced from 8 exons. Gene Ontology annotation, biological process: glycoprotein biosynthetic process; carbohydrate metabolic process. The coding region runs from base 786 to 1853 and encodes 355 amino acids. The record is from RefSeq and is a predicted model, not a curated record.
UUAUUUUCGGCUUCCACAAGGGGAGUGAGAAACACGUGACGCAGCGAGAGGAAAGCCGAGUUGUUAGGGGCCGCCCCUUCCCAUGUGACCGAGACCCCUUACCUCCCGCCCCUCAGAACGGAGCUUACCCAGACCUCACAUGUGAGAGAUUCACCUCGUUCCCGGUUUCCACCGAGAGUUUCCGGAGCUCGUUCGUACAGAAUCUGAUUCAGAUACCGAUUUGGAGAGGUCUAAAGCUCCCCAUAGACGCGACGAUUCUUCUUGCCGAACGACCGAUUUUAGGGAAGCCCGACCAAUCCUUCGAAGUUAGUGGGAUUCGAACGAUCGUACAUCUUACGAUUUUUCGGCCGACAUCUGUCAGGAAAUUGAUCGACCAGACUUGCAAUCUCCAGGGCUUCUGGUGCUGCCGCUGAACUCCCAUGUACGUCCAAAUUCCUUCGCUUAUCUGGAACUGUGCCUUUGGCUAUCGAUAGCCUUCUCACAACCACGAGCCAAGUCUCCAACGUCGCCUUAAUCCACGUUUAAAAGGAAAUCGCCAGCAAUACGUUUAUGUGGACAGUUUCGCCAUCUGAAUUCUGCAACUGGUGCCGUUUUUUUUUACAAUAUAUUUUUACCAUCUAUAACAAAGUUCUGUUUCUUGGUGAUGCUAUAAAUUGAGAAGAGGGGGGGUCAACAGAGAACAGAAUGUUCCCAAGCUGCUGCUAAUUUUUCCCUGAAUAUUAUUUAUUUUAUUUUUUUUGUAAUUCAAAGCCAAUUCUUCCAAAAAAAAAAAAAGGUGGACAAAAAUGGUGAUGGCUAAGGGUCGCUACCUGCUUCUAUUCCUCUGCGUGCAGCUGGUGGUCAUAGCUCUGCUGUAUAGGGAAGGCUACAGGAAAAGGGUGACUUAUUUCUUUGGUAUAUUUUACAAGGGGGGGACUGCCUCUAUGGGACUCAUCAACCCCCUCAAUUUAUCCCAAGCUGGGGACGUUUACGCCAAUCUCAGUUUAAUAUCCAAAUCUUCGCUACGGGAUGACGAGUUGCCAUACUGUCCUGAGACCUCGCCUUUUAUAGGGGGACCAAUAAGAGUCGUGUUGCCGGAGAACUUGUUACUGGAGGAAGUUGAGCGCAAAAACCCGUAUGUGACCAAAGGAGGGCGCUACAAGCCACCCGACUGCGAGUCAACUCAUAAAACUGCCGUAAUCAUCCCUCACCGCAACAGAGAGCAGCACCUUAAAUACCUGCUUUACUACUUGCACCCGUUUCUGCAGCGGCAGCAACUGAACUACGGGAUAUAUAUCAUCCAUCAGGCGGGUAAUUUCACUUUUAACCGAGCGAAGUUACUGAACGUGGGCUUCAAGGAGGCCAUGAAAGACGAGGAUUGGGACUGUCUGUUCUACCACGACGUCGACCUCAUUCCAGAAGACGAUCGCAACCUGUAUACGUGCGACAGAUUCCCCAAGCACGCCUCCAUCGCUAUGGACAAAUUUGGAUACAAGUUACCUUACAAAUCCUACUUCGGUGGAGUGUCUGCCCUGAGCCCAGAGCAAUACAUGAAGAUGAAUGGAUUUCCCAACAACUACUGGGGCUGGGGGGGUGAAGAUGACGACAUUGGCAUCAGAGUUGCACUGGGCGGCAUGCUGAUAUCUCGGCCUUCAGUCCAGUACGGGAGGUAUAAAAUGAUCAAGCACGGCCUUGACGAAGGCAAUGAGCAAAAUCCCAGAAGGUUUAACAUGCUGGCUAAGACUCGGAGGACAUGGAAACAAGACGGAAUGAACUCGUUGCAGUACGUUUUGUUAUCGAAGGAGCUGCAGCCGCUUUACACUAAUAUCAGCGUUGACAUCGGCACAAACAAGGGAUUGAAGCCCCACACGUGAGACCGGCGUCUCAUCCCAACACUCGUUGCCUACUUUUUUCGGAAAUCCUUUUAUAGAAGUGUGAGCAGCAAGUGAAGGAAUUCAGCAGCAUUAUUGCCUUUGUAUAGAGAGAGAUUUCUAUUGGCUUUUUCUGUCUUUUAUCUGAGACUUGAGACUGGAAAUCCAAAGAAUGAAUCCAGUGUUGCUCGUCCGACUGUACAGCGGGGGGGGGGGGGGGGGGGGGGGCUCGUCUUUCAUCUCUUGCGGCAAAUUGUCUACGACUGACUUGUGUGACCCCCGACCUCUGAGACUUGUCUAUAGCGAGGGGUCGGCCGUGUUACAGACUGGGAUCACACUGCGUGGCCAGUGACCAAUCAUUUGCUUUUCUACAGGAUUUGUGUCUCGUCUCUAUGAUCCUCCCUCCAGCUCAGUCACACGGGGGAGAAACCCCCUCAUUGUAUCCAAAAGUGCCGUUUCUAUCACAAGUGGAUUUUACUCGAUGCUCCCUCCCUUUUUCUUUUCUUUUAAACCAGUUUCACUCACGAUUAUUCAAUCCAGAGAUUCUUUGACACUUUAAAGGAACAGUUAAAGGAUAAGUAAACCUUUAAAAUAAAUGAAUGUAAAACUGAUGAGUGUUAUUCUAAGAAAUAUUACAAUUUAUAUUCAUUAUCAAGUUUUUUUUUUUAAAUUCCA